CACCAGCCGGGUGGUAAGAGAGCAGACGUGCACACGCACUCGUGGGGUCGGUACAGAGGAGCCUGAGCUCAGGAGGCACAGAAGCAGAGCACCGAGGGCGGGAGAGGACCAGCGUCAGCCAUAGGCCUUGGGGGGGGGUCCACAGCGACACCAUGGAUUUCCAGUCCAGCAUCAUCCACGACUCCGGGCCCAUGGACAACCUGGAAAAGCAGCUGAUCUGCCCAAUCUGCCUGGAGAUCUUCUCCAAGCCGGUGGUGAUCCUUCCAUGCCAGCACAAUUUGUGCAGGAAGUGUGCCAACGACGUGUUCCAGGCUGCUAACCCUUACUACUCAUCGCGGGGCACCAACAUCACCGGGGGCCGAUUCCGCUGCCCCUCCUGCCGGCACGAGGUGGUCCUGGAUCGCCAUGGUGUCUACGGCUUGCAGCGUAACCUGCUGGUGGAGAACAUCAUUGACAUCUACAAGCAGGAGAGCAGCAGCCCACGGCCAAUUAAAACCAAAGCGGAGCAGCCCAUGUGUGUGGAGCAUGAGGAGGAGAAGAUCAAUAUCUACUGCAUCACCUGCCAGGUGCCCACCUGCUCCAUGUGCAAGGUGUUCGGGGCCCACAAGGAUUGCCAGGUCUCCCCGUUGCAGGCCGUCUACCAGACGCAGAAGACGGAGCUGACUGACGGCAUUGCAGCCAUGGUGGCAGGAAACGAACGGAUCCAGGCAAUCCUCACCCAGAUGGAAAACACCUGCAAAACCAUCGAGGAGAACAGCAUGAGGCAGAAGCAGCUGCUGAGCGAGCGGUUUGAUGGCCUCUACGCGCAGCUGGAAGAGCGCAAGGCGGAGCUGCUGGCGCGGAUCACGGAGGAGCAGGACUGCAGGAUGGCGCGUGUGCGCGAGCUGGUGCAGCAGUACCGGCAGCAGCUGGAAAGCAGCUCCGCGCUCAUGGAGGGCGCUCUCGCCUCCAUGGAGGACCCGGGAGAGGCCAGCUUCCUGGUGACGGCUAAACAGCUUCUGAAGGACAUGUCCAGUGCCGCCCAGCGCUGUCCCACUGAGCGGAUAGAACCCGAGUACGAGAACAUGGACCACUUCACCCUGGACACCCAACAUGUGGAGGAGCUGCUGCAAGCAAUGGAUUUUGGUUUAGAUGAAGAUGAGGAUGAGGAAGAUGAGGAGGGAAAUGAGGAAGGAAAUGAGCAGGGCAAGGCGGGAGAGGAGACAAAGCAGGCCAAAGAAUAGCAAAGUGCACCACGACGGAGAAGAUAUGGAGAGAGCAGGACAUGUGACAUUAAGCAGGAAGAGGACAAAGGGAAAGUGGGUAGAUGGCUAGAGGAGGACUGCAAUGAAUCAUGGUGCGUUAGCAACUCAGGUCUCACAUUCUGCGACUAGGAAGAACAUUUUUCAGAGCAUUUUCUUAUUUUUCACAAAAGAAUUUUCACACAUAUACACUUUGGUGCUGUUUGGUCGUCUGGAAACAGGCCAGAAGAGGUGCACGUUCAACACGUAGUUAGACACGAUGAGGUAUUAAAGUUUUGAUUCUUUUAGUGAGAAAGAAUUAUCCGCCACAGUAUGUAAGUGGAGGAUUUCCUGGCAAACAGCGCCCCCUGCCGCCAAGAAUGCAAAAACCCUCCGAAAUUCUAACAGCUCCGAGUGAGCUCAUCAAAGGAACGUUUGUAUAUCUGUAUGCAAACUUAGUGUUUUGUACAUUUUAUAUUAUCAAAUGUUGUUUGUGCUGACGAUAAUGAUUAUAAUAAUCAUUAUUCUUGACUAUGUUUUGUAUAUGAUGUGAGAAUAGAACAACGUAUAUGUAAAAUAUGUGGCCACAGAUGUGACAGAUAAAAAAACUUUAAAAAACAAAAAUGCUGAGCGACCUUGUAUGCGAUAGAAGACGGCGGCAAGGCACGCGCAGUAGUGGACGGGCCGAAGACCCGAUCCUCUAGAAAAAUCCAUAGAUGUAGGUUUUCAGACAAUCUGUUUUUAAUAUAGUUAAGAUUAGUGUGAGAGGUGAGUCGGGGACGGUGACUGCACAUUUCGUGAUAAUUGCACAGCAAAAUAAAUGUUGAUUUUCAUGUUCUCGCUA
Paramormyrops kingsleyae is the source of this 2064-nucleotide messenger RNA. RefSeq names its product E3 ubiquitin-protein ligase TRIM63-like. Gene Ontology annotation, biological process: regulation of microtubule cytoskeleton organization. The record is from RefSeq and is a predicted model, not a curated record. Gene Ontology annotation, cellular component: cytoplasm. Gene Ontology annotation, molecular function: zinc ion binding. Lineage: Eukaryota; Metazoa; Chordata; Actinopteri; Osteoglossiformes; Mormyridae.